AUGCCACUGUCACGUGCGUCGGAAGAGUCGACGGCGCGUGGGAUUGAGGAUGACAGCGAAGUAGAGGUGGAGGGAGGUGCCUCCUCGCAGGGCACGUUGCUGUCCGCUGAGGACGAGCGGGAGAAUUGCCCGGGCAGACGGCCGUCCGAAAGAGGUGACUGCAGCCCAGGAGACAGCAACAGGCAGUGGUGCGUCAGCCCUCCAGACCAGCGCGGCACCGUGCAGCGUUCCUGCAGCUCUGGUGACGAGUGCAAGUUAAUCUACAGAACCUGUUCGCAGACUUUGGUAAGC
Gryllus bimaculatus (two-spotted cricket) is the source of this 291-nucleotide messenger RNA. NCBI's taxonomy places the organism in Eukaryota, Metazoa, Arthropoda, Insecta, Orthoptera, Gryllidae. The record is from the annotation of a GenBank genome assembly.